AUGAUUUUAGACGACGCGUAUCAUUUCGGCAAAACAAAUUUUGUGAUAGAGUUGGGAGUAUUUAAAUUUUUAAGAGUGGUGACGCCAUUUAUCAAUAAUUUGCAAGAAAAAAAUAAUUAAAUGUGAUGUAGUAUCUGAACCAACGUAGAUGGAUAUAUAUUGCCUUUUUGGUUCCAAUUUUCUAAUCUUGUCGCUCGUAAUCCCAGAAAAGUUCCAACACAUUUUGCGUGUCAUGGGCACGAAUAUCGAUGGAAACCGAAAGGUUAUGUUCGCCAUGACCGCAAUCAAGGGAGUAGGACGAAGAUACGCAAACAUCGUCCUCAAGAAAGCUGACAUUGAUCUGGACAAACGCGCUGGAGAAUGCUCAGAAGAAGAGGUUGAAAAAAUUGUCACGAUCAUGGCCAACCCUAGACAGUACAAAAUUCCAGACUGGUUCCUUAAUAGACAGAAGGACAUCGUCGACGGAAAGUACUCUCAGCUGACCAGUUCCAAUUUGGACUCGAAACUUCGUGAGGAUUUGGAACGCAUGAAGAAAAUAAGAGCCCACAGGGGUCUUCGUCACUACUGGGGCCUCCGUGUCAGAGGACAACAUACCAAAACUACUGGUAGACGUGGAAGAACUGUGGGUGUGUCCAAGAAGAAGUAAAUUCAUUCUUUAUCACUAUCAAUAAAUUUUCAAAAAAUCGAAA
Belonocnema kinseyi is the source of this 689-nucleotide messenger RNA. RefSeq names its product 40S ribosomal protein S18 (gene RpS18). Bases 149 to 646 code for a protein of 165 amino acids. Gene Ontology annotation, molecular function: RNA binding; structural constituent of ribosome. The record is from RefSeq and is a predicted model, not a curated record. Gene Ontology annotation, biological process: translation. Lineage: Eukaryota; Metazoa; Arthropoda; Insecta; Hymenoptera; Cynipidae. The transcript has 4 exons. Gene Ontology annotation, cellular component: cytosol; small ribosomal subunit; ribosome.